AUGGAGUCAAAUCCCAUCAUCGAAUUGCCUGCCCAACCUGAGCAUGAUCCAGAGAAUCCGACCGUCCAUUCGGGUGUCUAUUGCGACGGCCCCAAAUGUCCCCAUGGUCAAUCCUACAUCAAGGGUAUCCGAUACAAAUGUUUUAUAUGCGCAGACGCUGACUAUUGCGGAAACUGUUUCAAUGGAGAGAACAACAAACAUAAUCGAUCCCACCCUCUGUUACGUUGUGUCAAGGAAGCUGUCUUUGCGCGAAAGGAGGAUCAGGCUAAAAUCAGAGAAGCUCUGCCAGCCGCGACCUUUCAUACCAUCACAGCAGACGAUAUAAAAUCUCAGGUGCAAGCAAAUGAGGAAAAUGAGGAAGAGGUUAACAUCGAACCUUCUUCUGCGAGCCAUUCUGAAAUUCAAACUAUCGGAGAGAUUCCGUCGGGACCUUCUAUUGUAGAGUAUAUGAUCAAAGAGGGUGGUGUGGUCGAGAAGCAUUUCCGUCCAAUUCAUCCGUCUGGGACCGUUAAAAUCGAAGGGCAAGAGGAACCAGAGAAAGGUGUGAUUCUCCAUGAUUUUUUGACCCCGGACGGCCUUAUCGCGCCAGAGAGGUACAACUACAGUGCGAAGCCUCAAUUUUAUAAACUACUUGCAGCCGGGCAACCCGCAACCCGUGUUAUAGACCUGGCCCCAGGCACUGGGCAUGAUAGGUUGAAGUGCACAAUCAGGGUGAUCAAUCUCAAUGAGCCGCCAGAAUACGAGGCCCUUUCGUACACUUGGUACCGAACUCCCAGCGAUAGACCUACUAUAGACGCAUGGUCUUCACAAGACGACGAAAACCAUCGGAACACUCUAAGAUGGGACUUGAGCAUACCAAUAUUCGUUGAUGACGACAAAUUCAUCGGCAUCAGCCCGGGCUUGAGAGAUGCGCUGCGUGCUCUACGCCAUCCCACAAAAAGCAGAGUUUUAUGGGUAGAUCAGCUGUGUAUCGACCAAAGCAGCACAAAGGAGCGCGAGAUUCAAGUGAGAUAUAUGAGCCACGUCUAUAGUAAAUCACAAAGAGUGGUGCUAUGGGUAGGAGAAGAAGAGCCGAACACUGGAGCUGCCUUUGGAAUUCUUCAAUCCCUCGGGAAUUAUCUCACAAAGGUUCCGAAACCACCUAUGCCAAAUCUACAAAAUCUGAGCCAGAUUCUUGAUCUUGCAGACGUACCUGAUCUGUCUGCGGACUCAGUUGGCUGGAGAGCCGUCCAUGACAUUUUUAAAAGACCUGUUUUCCAAAGAGGCUGGGUCGUCCAAGAAGUCACACGGGGCUCACAACUUCUUAUCAAAUGCGGUCGGCAUGAGAUUUCGUGGGCGAAAAUGAUGGCUGUCGUAUACCCUCUUUCCAAGUUCUUGUCCGUGUUUUUAGACAGAAGAGAGACAAUGGAUACUGCGCCUAGACCCGAUCUACUCUUGGGCAUGGACGAAACUCGCAUGAACUUUUGGAGGAUGGGAUCGAGCGUGAGAUUGUUCAACUCGCUACAUGCAACAAGGCUGUUCAAGACAUCUGUUCCACAUGACAAGAUAUACAGCCUGAUUGGACUUAGAGAACCGGCCUUUGACAUUCAGCCAAAUUACACGCAGCCGGUUAUGGAUGUUUGCAUAGAAGCAACAAAAUGGGUUCUGACUAACGAAAGGAAUUUCUCCAUUUGCGUCAUGAAUCAACGCGAUGAGCAGCACCACUUCCAUAAGUCAGCGUGGCCAUCGUGGGUGCCCAACUUUGCAGAUCCGGUAGGCUUGCCCGUGAGUUUAUCCCACGGACGUCCGUGGAGGGCUGCCGGUAGCUCUGUCGCCUCUGUUUCCUGGCCAGUGAAAGAUAAACCAAACACCAUGGAGGCUCUGGCUUAUAAAUGCAGCACUGUCGAUGCUGUUGCAAAUACUCCGCCUGCACAUCUCGGCUUUGUUGGGAAACUGACUGUCUUCAUGUUCCUUGCCGAAAGUCUGGGGCCUCGCUACCAAGGAUCGACGACUACCGCCGAAGCUUUUCUUCGAACUUGCUUUGUAAAUACUUCAGAAGACUUGUCUCCUAUCUCCACUGAAGAAAUUUCCAGCCUUGCAUCCUGGCUCUCGCGUUUCGUGGACGAGGUCAUAACUGGUGAUGAGCCAAUGGCGGAAAGGUUUCACACUCCAUUCUUCCUCGAUCUCGCUAAAAUCGGAAAGACGGCACCAAAUGUUGAAAUGGCCAUGACGUGGGAUUUGACAGACAGUUCUGCGACAUUGAACGUCAGUGCAAUCAUUGGAAAGAGGACCCUCUUUACCACUAGCGAUGGUUAUCUUGGGCUCGGGCCAUCAACUAUGGCCCCAGGAGAUGCUGUUUACGUUAUCGCUGGCGGAUGCACACCUUUCAUCCUCCGAGAACGGCCGGGUGACAUUACUUCCUCUAGCGAUGAGCCCGAGGCUAAGCCGGAGUACUCUUUAAUAGGAGAGGCAUAUGUUCAUGGGCUAAUGAAUGGGGAAAUCAUGAGAUGUGAGGGAAUGGAAUGGGCAAACAUAAGGAUAGUGUAG
Messenger RNA from Clonostachys rhizophaga, 2526 nucleotides. The record is from the annotation of a GenBank genome assembly. Lineage: Eukaryota; Fungi; Ascomycota; Sordariomycetes; Hypocreales; Bionectriaceae.